AAUCGAGAACCUCAAUUCCCUCGGAAAAUAGAGUUUACCGGGAUAAUAGUACUUAUAAAACUAUCUGAAAAAUUGAAUUUCCAACCUACCGGGAAUUUCCCCUGUGUAUUUUCCUGUACGUCACGAAAUAUACUGCAACUUUCCUAAACUCUCCGGUUUAUGAAAAUGGAGCGGUAAUCCUCCCCAAAGUUGACAGAGCCCAGCUUUAGUCUUUUGUAGUCUUACGCAUGUUCAUGACACAUAGUGACAGUUUGUAAAGGUUGCUUAUGCCUCUGAUUUUCUCUGAUUCUGGCAUCUUUAUUGUGAUUUUGGGGUUGUAAAUAAAAUUAUUUUUUAAAGCAGAGCUCGAUGUAGAAGCAGGGCUCGAUGGAGAAGCCUGUACGGAAAGUGUGUCCACCUCCAGAGGAUUUAAGUGUCAUUUUGAAUGAUCUUCGAUGUGAAAAAUGUAGCCUUCAUUUCAGAAACUUGGCUCGCUAUCGUAUGCAUAAUUUAAAAGUUCACGAAAAAAAGGAUUUAACUAAAAUAGAUGCUGAAGAUAAGGAGGUUAUUCACUACCACUGCCCAGUUAAAACCUGCAUGUAUGCAAUUACUUGUGAAAGGUUCUUCACCAAGCAGAGGUACCUCAAGCAGCAUUACUUGAAGAUUCACGCAGAAAAAAAAUUCCCUUGCACUAAAUGUUCCAAAAGGUUUUCCACCGAAGCAGCAAAAGAUGCUCACAUAAAGGUUUGUGGUAUCGAUUUUAAGUGUAAAGUUUGCGCAAAAUCCUACACCACCUACGAAGCACUUUUGACUCACGCCAAACGCAAUUCGCACGAAGUGGACAAAAAGUUUAAAAAGAAUUCCAGGCAACCAAAAUUAAAGAAAAAAGUAGGCAUCAAUCCAGUUCAUAUUCCGAUAAUUCCAAAACUGAGAAGAAUAACUUCUGUAUCACCAAAUGCGCCAUCUUUAGAAUCUGAAGAUAAAGAAAAAGAAAAGGAAAAACCUAAAAAGAAAGCCGUUAUAAUUUCAAUUCAAAUACUACCAAGGUUCACACAUAACGUUGCUGUGCAAACCCAGGAAAGAAAUAAGUCUAAAAUCACAGAGGGUUCUUCGCAGAAUGCUAAAGUGAAAAGCGAAACGACUCAGGAGACACAAACGAAUGAAGUGCAAAAGAAAAAUACCCUGCAAACUUCGAAAGAAACGCAGACUUUCAAUGCAAUUAAAAAGAUAAUCAAGGUCACUCCUAGCGUCAAAAAGCACAGGAUGGUUGAAAAUCUGAAGAUUAAAUCAACGGAGCCGAUUAUCAAUAAGGACAUGAGUCUGACUGAUAACUUUGCUUCCGAGAAUCUCUUCCCUAGUAGUCCACUUCCUCUUCGUCACGACGUUGGUCUUCCAGAUUUGUGGGAAGACAAAAGCACUUCUGCGACUCAAACGAGUCCCGAGAAAAAUAUCUUCGUCGAUUUGAACAACACGAUAACGAGAUCUGGUCUUCAGACCUUUUGCGAGGAAGAGAAUUCGAAUUCGGUUAACGAAUAUCCAUUUUCCGGGGCGAAUAAAAUUACUCGAGCGGAUCCAAUGUUAACUGAUGAAUACACAGACAGAUUUAGCAGUAUAGAGACUCAAACUGAGCAAGCUUACUGCCGAUCAUUGUUCGAUUCCGAUUCUUUGUCUAGGACCUUCACUCUGAAUUCGAAUAACGAAACCCAGACGACGCAAAGUUUUAUUAAUAUGGAACCUCUUCAAGUUUAUAAUAAUUCUUGUACACAGACUUGCGAUGAAAUCCUGCCUUCAGAUUUGGGUUUGUCCAAUAUUCAAACGCAGACUGCCUGGUCGCAUUUUGUGGACACGACUGUUUCGACGGAAACUCAAACGAGGGAUUUUACAUGCGAACCUGGCUGCGAGGACUCGAAUCACGAUUGUAGAUCGUGGCUGAGCAUUCAGACGAAUCAUAUGGAGACUCAGACUGACCUACUUUCUAUGUUAGAAGAUUUAGUUUAGCAGAGCGAUUUUUUCGUAGGAAAAACGAAAUUCUGAGACUCGAACCGAGGAGUGCAUUUUUAAAUUAAAGGUAAAGGCUGGAUAGCUUUAUUAUUGUAAAUAAGUAUGAUAGUUUUCUAUUUAGGACUAGUUCAAAUUCAUGAAUUUUAUGUACCUCUCGGCUCGAAAACUUAUUUUAUGUGAUUCUCGAAUUAAGUAGGCACGAAAUUGCCUACGCAAUACUCGUUUAAUUAGUCAUUAUAUUUUUCUUCCAGGAUAAGAAAGAUUCGUUAGUUUAGUUACUUUUAAACUACAGUCCGAUAUUUUUUAAUAUGUUUCCCAUUGAAGGGUCGCUUUCAUUCCAGAUUUUGUUGAUUCAGAAUGCUUUUUUUUGUAUAUUUUAUUGAUUUUUAUUACUCGGUACUGUUCUUUAAUCCGGUGCUAUUUAUAAAAUAAUUAAUCCACGGUAUGGUUGAAGUAAGUAUAAAUUCAAGUUGAAUCUUAAUACGAUUUUUGAUUAAUGAUGGGUGCUCUUUUUUGCAAAAAAUCGAGUUUCAUAUAUAAUUAACAUGAAAUUUAAACAGUUUCCUAAAAAUAUAAUAUGGUGAAUUUUGCCUAAACAUUUUGUUCACUGUAUUUUUUAUUUAUUAUGAUUCUGUGACAUCUCAUGAAUAUUUGAAGACGAAAAUUUAAAUAAUCCGUCGGUUAGUUUUUGAACAAAGUCGAUUUUUUAUGUUGUAAGAAAAAUAUUUGCAAUUCGAAUGAAUUAACUCCGGAAAUUGACUGUUUAAAAAAAAGUCCGAUCGAUUAUUUUUAUUCUUAUCUUAAAAUAUUUUUGGGAUGGCCAUAAAAAAUUAAAAAU
Messenger RNA from Belonocnema kinseyi, 2818 nucleotides. It is a transcript of the gene Asciz, whose product is annotated as zinc finger protein SHOOT GRAVITROPISM 5. Gene Ontology annotation, biological process: regulation of transcription by RNA polymerase II. NCBI's taxonomy places the organism in Eukaryota, Metazoa, Arthropoda, Insecta, Hymenoptera, Cynipidae. Gene Ontology annotation, cellular component: nucleus. The coding region runs from base 367 to 1977 and encodes 536 amino acids. The transcript is spliced from 4 exons. Gene Ontology annotation, molecular function: transcription cis-regulatory region binding; DNA-binding transcription factor activity, RNA polymerase II-specific. The record is from RefSeq and is a predicted model, not a curated record.